Messenger RNA from Aspergillus pseudonomiae, 1453 nucleotides. Its product is annotated as MBL fold metallo-hydrolase. Bases 140 to 1330 code for a protein of 396 amino acids. The record is from RefSeq and is a predicted model, not a curated record. Lineage: Eukaryota; Fungi; Ascomycota; Eurotiomycetes; Eurotiales; Aspergillaceae. Gene Ontology annotation, molecular function: sulfur dioxygenase activity. The transcript has 2 exons. Gene Ontology annotation, biological process: glutathione metabolic process; hydrogen sulfide metabolic process.
UCGGACGGUCGCAGCGCUUGCCACCUCCAGGAUUGGGUGGACCCCGGGAACCCUAACGCGGGCAACCUUAAGUAUCGUAACAUCCCUUCUCUGUACAUAUGUCAUACUUUCUCAAUAUCCAUUAUAAUAUAGCAUCAAUAUGAGCUCCUUUAAAGCUUCCCAGGCUGCUUUGGCCUCAAUUGGGCCAAUGGCCAACUCGAUCCGAGUCACAACUCUUGGGAGGCCGCUUCGUUCUCUUCGCCAACAUGCCGAGAAGAGGGCCGCCUAUACCACGAAAACCCACUAUUCACCCAUCAGUGUUGGUUCGCAAAGAGCUUCAAUGCUAAGCAAGUUGGAUGAUAGACGCACCUUGUCAUCUAAAAAUACACGGUCUAUACGUUCCGUUAUCCCACAAGCCGUGGCCAAAGGCCGAGCUUCGUACAGCACGGAAGCCACUGCGGCCGGAGAGCCUACCAUUCAUGCCGUGUUUGAGACGAAGACAGGUACAUGGCAAUAUGUGGUCGCUGACCCAUCCUCUUCAGCUGCUGUCAUAAUCGAUCCAGUGCUGGAUUAUGACCCAGCUAACCAAGCCGUUACCACUUCUGCCGCCGACUCACUGCUCUCACUGGUCAAGGAAAACGGUUACAAGGUCGACAGAAUCUUGGAAACUCAUGCCCAUGCAGACCAUCUCACUGCAGCGUCUUAUCUCCAAGAUCGCCUUACGCGGGAGCAUGGGCACAAGCCGUCGAUUGGCAUUGGCAAACGUAUCGGACAGGUGCAGAAAUUAUUCGGUCAGAGAUACGCAGUUCCACCAGAUGAAUACAAAGUUGUUUUUGACACAUUGUUUGACGACGAUGAGACGUUCAAGAUUGGAAAUUUGGUAGCCACAGCCAUGCACCUGCCUGGGCACACUCCAGAUCAUUUAGGUUACAAAGUUGGAGAUAAUGUAUUUUGUGGGGAUUCUUUGUUCCACGCGGAUAUCGGUACUGCGCGUUGUGAUUUCCCUGGCGGAAGUGCAAAAAGCCUCUUCAACUCCGGACGGAGACUUCUUAGCCUGCCGGACCAUGUAAAAAUCUGGACAGGCCACGAUUAUCCACCUGAGGAUCGUACAGCCCCAAUGCCUUGGAUGAGCGUGCGGGAUCAUAAGAGCCAGAACAAGCACUUGAGAGACGGCAUCACUGAGGAGGAGUUUGUGUCCCUGCGGCAAGAACGCGACGCAAAGUUGGCAGAGCCAAGAUUGCUCCACCAAUCACUUCAAAUAAAUAUUCGGGCGGGACAACUUCCAAAGCCAACCGAAGCUGGGCAUCGGAUGCUUCACGUUCCGCUAAAGCUUAAAGAUGUUAAGUGGUAAACGUCACUGGUAUUUGUGAAAGAUGGAUUCGGGGUACGGUAGGAAGAUAUGAAUGUUGCAACCAGGAUAUGGGUGCUAAGGCGUUAAAUCGGAAACAUAUGAGGCUGCUGUUUCUAUAUCAUA